AUGGUGAUUAUGGGUGAGUACCCUGGUGCUGGGCAAUUGGUGGAUGCGAAUCCAGACGUGGGUGCAGUGGAUACAGAUACCUAUGAGACGCUUGAUGAUGGGACUCUAGUGCAAAACAUCGGUGGCGAUCGAGGUGUAUUUCUGGAAGACUUAGAGCAGGAGAUGUUUGAAACGGAUGAACUCCCCUCCACGAUUUAUGUGACCUAUUACAGCUUAUCAAAGUUGAUUGUACAAUCGCUUGCCUUCCCCUUCAUUUGCAACUUGAGUGGUGGCUUCUUGGCCGUCGCCGCCAAGCAUGUGAAAUGGUUACGGACGUGGCUGGGUAUUGCGCCGGGCAUUGUUCCUGAGACGGACUUUGGGUUCUGGUGGAAUCUUGUGUGGCCUCAAGACCCGAUGCAAACGCUCUCGAGGGAAAGAUACGAGCUCGAUGCCCUGUGGUCUGAUCCCAGCACCACUGCACUCUUUGAUGAAUUGGACCCGAUAUGGUACCGCAAUAUGUUCGGCGGUGGGCUGUACAUCGUGCUGAAGGAUAGUCUCGUCUUAUUGUACCAGUACCUGCGGAAAAAACAAAGGCAGCAGCUUCGUAUUAAGGAUUUCCCAUUCAGCGAGGGAGUAGCAAGAGAGCUCGCUCUGCAAAGUGCACGCAGGAAUGAAGAUUGA
This is a messenger RNA of Malassezia pachydermatis, 660 nucleotides long. RefSeq lists its product as hypothetical. The record is from RefSeq and is a predicted model, not a curated record. The coding region runs from base 1 to 660 and encodes 219 amino acids. Lineage: Eukaryota; Fungi; Basidiomycota; Malasseziomycetes; Malasseziales; Malasseziaceae. The transcript has a single exon.